CCCUCUUCCUCCUCCCCUCCUCCCCCUCUUCCUCCCUCCCCUCCUCCCCCUCCCCCUCCUCUUCCUCCCUCCUCCCCUCCCCUCCUCCCCCUCCCCUCCUCCCCUCCUCCCCCUCCUCUUCCCCCUCCCCUCCUCCCCCCUCCUCUUCCCCCUCCCCUCCUCCCCCCUCCUCUUCCCCCUCCCCUCCUCCCCCCUCCUCUUCCCCCUCCCCUCCUCCCCUCCCCUCUUCCUCCCUCCCCUCCUCCCCCUCUUCCUCCCUCCCCUCCUCCCCCCUCCUCACUCCCUUCCCCCUCCUCCCCCCUCCUCCCCCCUCCCCCUCCUCUUCCUCCUCCUCCCUCUUCCCCCUCCCCUCCCUCCCCUCCCUCCCCUCCCUCCCCUCCCUCCCCUCUUCCUCCCUCCCCUCCCUCCCCUCUUCCUCCCUCCCCUCCUCCCCCUCUUCCUCCCUCCCCUCCUCCCCCCUCCUCUUCCCCCUCCCCUCCUCCCCCCUCCUCUUCCUCCCUCCCCUCCUCCCCUCUUCCUCCCUCCCCUCCUCCCCCCCUCCUCACUCCCUUCCCCCUCCUCCCCCCCUCCUCCCCCCUCCCCCUCCUCUUCCUCCCUCCUCCCCUCUUCCCCCUCCCCUCCCUCCCCUCCCUCCCUCCCUCCCCUCCCUCCCCUCUUCCUCCCUCCCCUCCUCCCCCUCUUCCUCCCUCCCCUCCUCCCCCUCUUCCUCCCUCCCCUCCUCUUCCUCCCUCCUCCCUCCCUCCCCCUCCUCUUCCUCCCUCCCCUCCUCCCUCUCUUCCUCCCUCCCCUCCU
This is a messenger RNA of Manis pentadactyla (Chinese pangolin), 792 nucleotides long. RefSeq lists its product as uncharacterized. The record is from RefSeq and is a predicted model, not a curated record. Lineage: Eukaryota; Metazoa; Chordata; Mammalia; Pholidota; Manidae.